Spirometra erinaceieuropaei is the source of this 456-nucleotide messenger RNA. The record is from the annotation of a GenBank genome assembly. NCBI's taxonomy places the organism in Eukaryota, Metazoa, Platyhelminthes, Cestoda, Diphyllobothriidea, Diphyllobothriidae.
AUGGGAAUCCUAAGUAUCUACACCAUGCUGAGACAAAUGCAGCUGCGCUGGAGUGGCCACCUGGUGCGCAUGGACAACGAGCGACUACCCAAACGACUCUUUUACGGAGACGUCGCGACGGGUUCUCGCCGCCAAGGAGGUGAAAUUCGAAUAUACAAGGAUACCCUGAAGUCCUCCCCGAAGUGUCUGCAAAUUAACCCGAUAACCUGGGAAGACGCCGCCCGCGAUCCACUGACCGGGACGAAGACAGUGAAGACAGGUGCUGCUAUCUGCGAAGCCAACCGCAUCGCCGCCGCCAAAGUGAAAACCGUAGCACGCAAAUCACAGCUGUGCCCAGUCAGCAACGCCGCCGCACAACCGCUCCCUACGUAUCCUCGAUGUCAACGGACAUUCCGGGCACGAAUUGGACUUAUUGAACACCUCCGGACCAACUAUACCUCUCGGACGACACGAUAA